CAAGGGCGGCGGCGUACGAUUGGCUGUUCACGAGAGUCGGAAGUCUCUGUGAUUGGGGAGCCGUGAGAGGCCGCUCUAGCCCUCUCUCCCCGGAGAUGGUGGUGGUAGAGGGGAGGGACUCCCGUUAAUUUCUGUCUCAGCUCUAUGGUUUCCUGGUCGUUCUCGAUGGUCCGGGAGGUCUGAUAGAGCGGACACCGCUGGGCUUUGUGGGACGGGAAUGGCAACUUUAGAGACGUUCUCUUCCGUGGGGUUCUGAGGCGACGGAUGUGGGCUAAGUAGGGCAGCGGAGCCGGCGUCCGCGCAGCGCGAGCGGUGGGGCCGCGAAGAGCCCUGGGCGGCGUGAGUUCCUUAAUCCUGUGAUGGAAGACACCAGUGAUGAGGGUGAGGCCUCAAUUCAUCGGUUAGAAGGCAUUGACCAAGAGACACAGGUUGGUGGCCUCAUUUGCAAGACCAAAAGUGCAGCUAGUGAGCAACAUGUUUUCAAAGCCCCUGCACCUCGUCCCUCAUUGCUUGGGUUAGACCUGUUGGCUGCAUUGAAACGGAGGGAGCGGGAAGAAAAGGAUGAUGGGGAAGAUAAGAAGAAGUCCAGAGUCUCUUCCUACAAGGACUGGGAGGAAAACAAGGAUGAUCAGAAAGAUUCUGAGGAGGAAGGGGGUGACCAGGCCAGCCGAAGCAGCAGGAAAGACAGGCAUUAUAGAGCUGCCCGGGUAGAGACACCAUCCCAUCCUGGUGGUGUAAGUGAAGAGUUCUGGGAGCGUAGCAGACAAAGGGAACGAGAAAGGCGGGAACAUGGUGUCUAUGCCUCUUCCAAAGAAGAAAAGGACCGGAAGAGAGAAAGAACUAGGGAUCGAGACUAUGACCGGAAGAGAGACAGAGAUGAACGGGAUAGGAGUCGGCACAGCAGCAGAUCAGAUCGUGAUGGAGGGUCAGAGCGGAGCAGCAGGAGGAAUGAACCAGAGAGCCCAAGACAUCGACCCAGAGAUGCAGCAACCCCUUCACGCUCUAAUUGGGAAGAAGAAGAUAGUGGGUAUGGUAGCUCCCGGCGUUCUCAGUGGGAAUCCCCCUCCCCAGUACCUUCCUAUCGGGAUUCUGAAAGGAGUCACCGGACUUCUUCUACUCGAGAGAGAGAAAGGUCUGUGAGAAGCAAGUGCCCAGAUGACACACCUCUACCAACCCCAUCAUAUAAAUACAAUGAGUGGGCUGAUGACAGAAGACACCUUGGGUCUACCCCACGGCUUUCCAGAGGCCGAGGGAGGAGAGAAGAUGGAGAAGAUGGAAUCUCUUUUGACACUGAAGAAGAGCGGCAACAAUGGGAAGAUGACCAGAGGCAAGCUGAUAGGGACUGGUACAUGAUGGAUGAGGGAUAUGAUGAGUUUCAUAAUCCACUGGCUUAUUCCUCAGAAGACUAUGUGAAAAAACGAGAACAGCACCUACACAAACAGAAACAAAAACGUAUUUCUGCCCAACGGAGACAAAUCAAUGAGGAUAAUGAACGCUGGGAGACUAAUCGUAUGCUGACUAGUGGUGUGGUCCAUCGGCUUGAAGUGGAUGAAGAUUUUGAGGAAGAUAAUGCUGCCAAGGUGCAUCUCCUGGUGCAUAACCUGGUACCACCAUUUCUGGAUGGGCGCAUUGUUUUCACCAAACAGCCAGAGCCUGUGAUUCCAGUUAAGGAUGCAACUUCUGACUUGGCCAUUAUUGCUCGAAAAGGCAGCCAGACAGUACGCAAGCACAGGGAACAAAAGGAACGUAAAAAGGCCCAGCACAAACAUUGGGAACUGGCUGGUACCAAACUGGGAGACAUUAUGGGCCUCAAGAAAGAGGAAGAACCAGAUAAGCCUUUGACAGAAGAUGGCAAGGUAGACUACAGGACAGAACAGAAGUUUGCUAAUCACAUGAAGAAAAAGAGUGAAGCCAGCAGUGAGUUUGCAAAAAAGAAGUCAAUUCUGGAGCAGAGACAGUACCUGCCCAUCUUUGCAGUACAACAGGAGCUGCUUACCAUUGUCAGAGACAACAGCAUUGUGAUAGUGGUGGGAGAAACAGGGAGUGGCAAGACAACCCAGCUGACUCAGUAUUUACAUGAAGAUGGUUAUACAGACUAUGGCAUGAUUGGCUGUACCCAACCCCGACGUGUGGCUGCCAUGUCAGUAGCCAAGAGAGUCAGUGAAGAGAUGGGAGGAAGCCUUGGAGAGGAGGUGGGUUAUGCCAUUCGCUUUGAAGACUGUACUUCUGAAAACACUGUGAUAAAAUACAUGACAGAUGGGAUCCUGCUUAGAGAGUCCCUGAGAGAGGCUGACCUGGAUCACUACAGUGCCAUCAUUAUGGAUGAAGCACACGAGCGGUCACUCAACACAGACGUGCUAUUUGGGUUGCUUCGAGAGGUAGUAGCUCGACGCUCAGACCUGAAGCUUAUUGUCACUUCAGCCACUAUGGAUGCAGAGAAAUUUGCCGCUUUCUUUGGGAAUGUUCCCAUCUUUCAUAUUCCUGGCCGAACCUUCCCUGUUGACAUCCUCUUCAGCAAGACCCCUCAGGAGGAUUAUGUGGAGGCUGCAGUGAAGCAGUCAUUGCAGGUGCACCUCUCUGGGGCUCCAGGGGACAUCCUUAUCUUCAUGCCUGGACAGGAGGACAUUGAGGUUACCUCUGACCAGAUAGUGGAACAUUUAGAGGAACUGGAGAAUGCUCCUGCCUUGGCUGUGCUUCCCAUCUAUUCCCAGCUGCCCUCUGACCUCCAGGCCAAGAUCUUUCAGAAGGCUCCUGAUGGUGUCAGGAAAUGUAUUGUUGCCACCAAUAUUGCUGAGACUUCACUGACUGUUGAUGGCAUCAUGUUUGUUAUUGAUUCUGGCUACUGCAAACUAAAGGUCUUCAACCCCAGAAUUGGGAUGGAUGCUCUGCAGAUAUACCCCAUUAGCCAGGCUAAUGCUAACCAGCGAUCAGGGAGAGCUGGGAGGACGGGCCCAGGUCAGUGCUUCAGGCUCUAUACCCAGAGUGCAUAUAAGAAUGAGCUCUUGACCACAACAGUACCAGAGAUUCAGAGAACCAAUUUGGCCAAUGUGGUGCUCCUGCUCAAAUCUUUAGGGGUCCAGGACUUGCUUCAGUUCCAUUUUAUGGACCCACCCCCAGAAGACAACAUGUUGAACUCCAUGUAUCAGCUCUGGAUUCUAGGGGCCAUGGAUAACACAGGUGGUCUUACAUCCACUGGGAGGCUGAUGGUAGAGUUCCCCCUGGACCCAGCCCUCUCUAAGAUGCUGAUUGUCUCCUGUGACAUGGGUUGUAGCUCUGAGAUUCUGCUGAUUGUCUCCAUGCUCUCAGUCCCAGCCAUAUUCUAUAGACCUAAGGGCCGUGAAGAGGAGAGUGAUCAAAUUCGAGAGAAAUUUGCUGUCCCUGAGAGCGACCAUUUGACUUACUUGAAUGUGUACCUACAGUGGAAGAACAACAAUUACUCCACUCUGUGGUGUAAUGAACACUUCAUCCAUGCCAAGGCCAUGAGGAAGGUUCGAGAGGUGCGGGCUCAACUGAAGGACAUCAUGGUACAGCAGCGAAUGAGCUUGGCUUCCUGUGGCACAGACUGGGACAUUGUGAGGAAGUGUGUUUGUGCGGCCUAUUUCCAUCAGGCAGCCAAGCUGAAGGGAAUUGGGGAGUAUGUGAAUAUCCGGACGGGGAUGCCCUGCCAUUUGCAUCCUACAAGCUCUCUCUUUGGAAUGGGUUAUACUCCAGACUACAUUGUAUAUCAUGAGUUGGUCAUGACUACUAAGGAGUACAUGCAGUGUGUGACUGCUGUGGAUGGGGAGUGGCUAGCUGAGUUGGGCCCCAUGUUUUAUAGCAUUAAACAUGCAGGCAAGUCACGUCAGGAGAAUCGUCGCCGGGCCAAAGAAGAAGCGUCUGCUAUGGAAGAGGAGAUGGCAUUGGCUGAGGAGCAGUUGCGAGCUCGAAGGCAGGAGCAGGAGAAGCGUAAUCCCCUGGGCAGUGUAAGGGAAGAGGAUGAAUUUUCUAGGUGAAGUAGAAGAGAGGUGGGUCAGUGAUCAUGUAGAAGGUGAGAGGAGUUCUUACUAAAUGUAGAGGUAGGGAAGUGAUUCAUUAAAGUAAUGUUCACAGUGUCCUAGUGUCUGUUCUUGUGUCUUUGGGACUUGGGAGGCCUUUUUUACAAAAGGCCAGUACGUGUACAUGAUGUAAAGUCUUGUGCAGAUUGAAAUUGUAAGGGGGAAAAGGGGUUAAUUUUUAAAGGGUUGAACUUUUAUUAUUUAAGAGUGUGGUCACCACAAAUUUAUAUUAAUUCCAAAGAGAUUUAUUUAUAAUUUAUUUACAAAAUGUAGAAAGAAUGAAACAAGAGAUCAGAGAGAGGAUAAGGUAAGAUAUCUAGCCUAAAUAUUAAGUAAUUUAUCUCUAGCCCUUCUCUCAGCCUGGGCAGGGAGAGUUAGUUCUUAGGGUAUGUGUGUGUGUGUGUGUGUGUGUGUGUGUGUGUGUGUGUGUGUGUGUGUGUCUGUGUGUCUGUGUGUGUCUGUGUGUGUCUGUGUGUGUCUGUGUGUGUCUGUGUGUGUCUGUGUGUGUCCCUUGUAGCCGAGACCCUGGGGAGCCUUUCUCAAGAGUAUAGGUGUUUCUUUCUUGAGACCCAUCUCUUCAGAGAAAAACCAAUUAAGAGUCAGUUAGUUAGUUCAUGUGUUAGUUCAGUCAGUAGAUUCUUUAGCAGCCUCAUCAGGAAACAGGGUCUCAGGUCCAGUCAGCACUCUUAAGGAAUGAAGAAUUCCCCAGUCUCCACUUCAAAAAAAAAUGACUCACAGGAAGUAACAGCUCCUUUUAAAGACAUUUUCUCUUGCAUCACUUCCUGUGUCUUUCCCUAACUUUACAUCUAUCAAUCACAGUUGAUGCUUUGUUUUAGGACUGCCAAGAAGGCAGUCGAUUCUGAUUCAUCACCCACUAUCGCACACGUGGGUCACAGACCUCCCUCACUCAAUGUGUGAAAUGGGGUGUUUGCACCUUUGGUGAUUAAAUCUAAAAAUGGACAGAUCUCAACUUUAAGUACCGUGUUCUAAAAAUAGGCAGGGGUUACAAUUUAAUCUUCACAAUCAGGGGAGAGUUAAGUAUUUUCAUUGUUAUAAUCAGGGAAGAGUUAAUUUUAAUCUUCACAAAAUUCUUUGGAGACUGUAUUUUUUUUUUAAACCCUUACCUUCCAUCUUGGAGUCAAUACUGUGUAUUGGCUCCAAGGCAGAAGAGUGGUAAGGGCUAGGCAAUGGGGGUCAAGUGACUUGCCCAGGGUCACACAGCUAGGAAGUGUCUGAGGCCAGAUUUGAACCUAGGACCUCCCGUCUCUAGGCCUGGCUCUCAAUCCCCUGAGCCACCCAGCUGCCCCCUUGUAUAUUUUUUAAAUAGUGAAAGUGAGUUGGAGAGAGAGAGGGCACAUAAUUACAUGGCAGAUUUCCUAGCUAAUCCAAGUUUGCCAGUCACUGCAUGUUUCCAUUCACUCCUUUUGGUGCUUAGCAAAGAGAAGGCAAACUUCUCCCUUCUAUAACUUAUAUCCCUGGUGAUGUCACUUUUUCUGGGUCUUCCUGGUUGGACAGACUUGACCUCUCAGUCUGGGUCAGAGGCCAGUCUUCCCGACACCACAAGUCAUUUGGGACAAGAGGCAAGUGUUUUUUGGGAUGCCAGGGAGCCACUAGACAUCUUUCUUAUGUAGAUAAGCCUCAGGCCUUCUUAAUCCAAUCAAAGGGUGGGAGUGAGACCAAAUGGAUUUUCAAAACUUUCCUUUUAAAAAGCAUAGAGGGAUGGAUAUAGAUUAAUGUUAAAUUCACACAGUACCCACCUCCGAUUCUUUGGGAGACAUUAUUAGUCCUCCCAACGAAUCAUUCCUUAUAUAAUAGCUAUACAUUUAAGGGUUGUUGCACCAGGAUGUAUAAGGGCCCAAAGAUGUUAUAUACAUUUUAUUUAUGGAGGGUCUAACAAUAUUUGGGUGUUUCUUAACAUGUUAAAAAUGAUUGAUAAAUACAUUGACAAGGAACCAUUAGGAGGCAUUUUUAUUUUUGGAGGAAGGGGUACAAGGGUUUUAUAAUUAAGAUAAAAUAAUGGUGGAUGGGAAGGACCCUCCACAGUUCAGUUCAUUGUAUCCAAACGCUCACUCAGGGUCUUAUAAUGUAUGUCUGAUAUACGGGUAGAUCAUUGCUGUCAUCUUUUUAGUCUGGAAUCUUCUCCAGGAAAUCUGCUUUUCUGGUCCAGGUUCUUGGCGAUAUCUUUUUCUAAAAUUGCUUUAAAAAGAUCUUAAUCUAUGGACCUUUAUUAUAUCUUCACAGUCCCCCCUUAAGAGGACAAGAUACCUACCUACAUACAUAACCAGAUGGUAACACAAAAGAAUAUUCUGACACCGUGAAUAAUCAUUUACAACAACUGUAGAUGUAUGGCUAGGUUACUCAUUUAAGAAUGCUUUAAAUAAGUCACUCAAAUGAUAUAUGAAUCACCUUUCCCAAAAAUGAGAGGAAAAAAUAGAAAUAAAAAUUGUAAGUCCCUGAUACAUAUAUUCAAGGUUUAGUGGAGGUGGCAUAUAGAUCAGGUGCAACAUUAAUGAACCCACCAUCUGCCAUGACUAUUGAAUAAGUAAUUCUAAAUUAAUGUGCAGUCUCCAGAGAAUUUUCAUUUGAAUGGUCUUUUAACACUUUUGUCCGGGCAAAGAUAUGUGAAAUAUUCAACCCAGGCUGACUUGCUGUGGAUGAAAUUUGUUGAAUUUUCCAGUUUAUACUUUGAUCGAAAGUGUUGUCAAUCAUAAUGAGGGUUAAUAACAAAGCUAAAAAUAAAGACUUGUCCAGUUUCUCCAAUUUAGGAAUUGUAAAUCACUGUCUUUCACUGUGAAGUUAGAAUUCAGCUAAGAAGAAUUGGGCUUGUAGAAAUGACUUGGGCUUAGUUUAUUCACAGAAGGCUUUGCCUCAUCAAGCUGAAUUUGAAAGCCUGGAAUGCUGUUUGCAUUUUUUUCCCUUUUGAGAAAUGCCUUGGGAGCGCAUUGUCUUUGAGCAAAAUUUAAUUUUCUAAGUUAAAGAAUAUCUUUGAAAGUAAGGUGAAUGGGGGUCAACUGGGUGACUCAGUGGAUAGAGAACCAUUCCUCCAGAUAGAAGAUCCUGGGUUAAAAUUUGGCCUCAGAAACUUUCUAGCUGUGUGACCUUGGGCAGAUCACUUCACCUCCAUUGCCUGGCUCUGACUGCUUUUCUGCCUUAGAACCAAUACUUCAUAUCAAUUCUAAGACCAAAGCUAAGGGUUAAAAAAAAAAGCAAGUAAAGGGGAAGACCAGAGUAUAGUUGAAAGUUGAAUAUAGGUGGUGGGCCUAUUUGAGGUCAACUACUUUUAAGUUCAAAUGAUCCUCUUAAUUGAUUUUUCCAAAUUUUAUAAGGGAAUGGAGAAAAGAAUCUAUGAAGUGCCCUGCAAGCACUGUGCUAAGCAGCACUUUAUAAUUAUUAUUUUAUUUGACCUUCACAACCACCCUGAGAGGCAGGUGCUUCUCUUUAUCCCAAAUUUAUCAUUAAGGAAACUAAGGCAGGUUUAAGGUUUAAACUAAGUGAAGUGACUUGCCCAGGGGCCACAAUCUAGUCUGAGGCUGAAAUUGAACUCGAGUCUUUUGACUUUAGGGACAGCACUCUAUAUACAACUUCACUUAGCUGCCUCUGCCUCUAAAUUUGAUCACCUUUAGUUAAUAUUUCUUGGUUUUCUGGUUCUGAGGGAAUUUCUAGAGUAAUGUGCCUAUAGUUUUACUCUGAGGAGCUACACUUUAGAAAGUUUCUGUAAUGGGUGAAAGUUGUGCCAUUUGCACACAGAUGCUAUAUUUCCAAAUGCUAGAAAGAACACGGUCCUGUUUGUGCUUUGGGAAAGUCUGAUGGCCUUUCUCUUCAAUCUCAUGAAAUUGCUUCUUUUAAGAUUUAGUUGGCUCUUUAGAACCUGAGACAAAGAACUUGGAAAUUGCUUAAUUUUCAUUAAGGUAAUUAAUGGGCUUCCCACAUUCCUAAUUAUUUAUUUUGUUAUAAAGAGACAGGGGAUGUAUAUUACCUUUAUAGUCUGACACACCUUCUCCUCUUUGGCCCUGGACUAGAUGACUUGAGAUACCUUAUAGUUGUCAAUCUAAAUCCAUAUUCCUAACAAAAAAAAAGUACCAAGAAAUAGAAGGGAAAUAAUUCUUCAUGGAGAUUUUAUUCCUAAGAGUAUUCCAAAGUAUAUAUUGGAUCAUAACUACAAAAGAUGUUUUACACAAUUAAAACUAGAUCUAAACAAUUGGAAAAACAUUAAUUGCUCUUGGUAAUAGAAUAAAAAUGACAAUCCUACCUAAAUUAAUUUACUUAUCCAGUGCCAUAUUUAUCAAACUACCAAAAAACUUUUUUAUAGAAUUAGAAAAAAUUAUAACAAAGUUCAUCUGGAAGAGCAAAAGAUCAAGACUAUCCAGGGAAAUAAUGGAAAAAAAAAUGUGAAGGAUGGGGGCUUUGCAGUAUCACAUCUUAAACUAUACUAUAAAGCAGUGGUCAUCAAAACAAUGUGGUAUUGGCUAAGAGACAGAAGGGAGGAUCAGUGGAAUAGAUUUGGGGUAAAUGACCUCAACAAGACAGUCUAUGAUAAGCUCAAAGAUCCCAGCUUUUGGGACAAGAACUCGCUAUUUGACAAAAACUGCUGGGAAAACUGGAAGACAGUGUGGGAGAGAUUAGGUUUAGAUAAACGUCUUACAUUCUAUACCAAGAUAAAUUCAAAGUGAGUAAAUGAAUUUUAACUAUAAAGAGGGAAAUCAUAAAUAAAUUAGGUGAACAUAGAAUAGUAUACUAUGGGAAAGGAAGGAAUUUUAAGACCGAGCAAGAGAUAAUGUUGCAAAAUGUAAAAUGAAUGACUAUGAUUAUAUCAAAUUAAAAAGGUUUUGAACAAACAAAAUCAAUGCAACUCAAAAUUGGGAAAUCAAACUGGGAGAACGUUUUUAUAACAAAACUCUCUGACAAAGGCUUAAUUUCCCAAAUAUAUAAGAAACUAAAUCAAAUUUACAAAGUACAGAUUGGAAAGAAUAUGAUUGUCUAAGGCUUCUCUGGGUUUCUUGGGUUGGGCUAAAUUUAGAUCAUCAGUUUGCCAGCAUACACUGCCUUUUGUCUCGUAGGUCCGUUAAGAUCUACACACCUGGGAGGAAGGAGCAAGGGGAGCCUGCCAGCCCUCGCCGGACCCCAGCCCGCUUUGGACUCUAAGUCAGCGCUGGAUCUGUGGGAGGCCCAUAAUACGCAGGAAUUAGUGCUGAGCUUCCUAGCAGGCCUGUUGGAUGUAAAUGAAACUUGUAUUGACUGCUGUUUCUUACUGAGACCAGAGAUCAGAAAGCACGGCUGUCUUUGGUGGCUUAAUGACACUUCUUCAUCAACCUUUCUACCCUGGCAUGUUGGCAGUGUGAUUCCUUCAGGGCUGAGGAAUCCUGGGCUCCCUGGCUUCCUUUUUGCACGGCAAAGUGACUUAUGUGCUGCCAGAGAGACCAGGAAGUCCCAGAACCCAUCUUGUCUGAGAAGGGGACUCUGGGAUGCUUGGUGUAUAAAUGUAUCUUUGCUUUGUCUGUGUCUUGUUUUUUUAAUCUUUGUGUAAAGCAGUAAAAUGGAUCUGGAGGGAAUUGUAACUUGUUUACAACCCAGGAAUUUGGAAAUAAUUUUAUUGUUUCUAAAA
Messenger RNA from Monodelphis domestica (gray short-tailed opossum), 9636 nucleotides. Lineage: Eukaryota; Metazoa; Chordata; Mammalia; Didelphimorphia; Didelphidae. The record is from RefSeq and is a predicted model, not a curated record.